This is a messenger RNA of Alternaria postmessia, 1461 nucleotides long. RefSeq lists its product as uncharacterized. The record is from RefSeq and is a predicted model, not a curated record. Gene Ontology annotation, biological process: regulation of exit from mitosis; maintenance of rDNA. Bases 1 to 1461 code for a protein of 486 amino acids. NCBI's taxonomy places the organism in Eukaryota, Fungi, Ascomycota, Dothideomycetes, Pleosporales, Pleosporaceae. The transcript has a single exon.
AUGCCUCCUGUCGUGCGCCGCGCACCGCUCUCGGAACGCAUAAAAGCCUACUUUGACCUGUCCGACUGGCUCAUCUGGAUAUCCGAAGAGCUCAACAGCUCCGAUUGGGAAGAAUUUGCAUCUGCUUAUGCGCUGUACAUUGGCUUUGGCGCAAACCUACUCUUCGUUCUCGCCCAAGCCAACAGCGGCGCAUCCACGGCCUCGGACGACGAUGGCGUCUUCAACGAGGUGCAGGGCCCAGGAUGGAUAAAGUGGAUCAUGGGCCUGCUGGUGCUGGUGCUGGGUGUGGCUAGCUUUGGCAAUGCGUGGCUGGUCUGGGGCAAGAAGAGGUAUUACCGUCUCUUCGAGCAGAGCGUCGAUGUUGCGCCACAGACACCUAGUGCGAAGCGCGUUAGGGUCGACUCAUCGCCUGCAGCAGCGAGUCCGAUGCAGUUUGUGAGGAACUUGGUGCAGAACAACGCGGCGAGUCGGGCGCAUCCUGUCGAGGGCAGAGACGUUUGGGAGGUGGCGGUUUGGGAUCCAAAUCCGCUGUGUCUGGAGUUGUUCUGCUUGUUCAGCCCGUUGCACGUGGUACUCUACUACUUCAACCUCCCAGUCGCUCCGUUGGAUCCGAGACCGAGUGUCAGGGUGACCACGACUAUCUUCAUCGGAGCAGCGCUGUCGCUUCAUCUUUGGUGGCUUAGGAGCUCCUUCAUGCAGCAGGCCAAGGACAACUCUCUGAUCAGUCGCCAAGUGCUUCACGAGUACGAUAGCAAGUUCGUUCAUCCCGCGUUGCAGAAGCCGUGCCGCGACGUUGGUAUCCAGACCAUUUCAAAGAACCGAACCCGUGACUCGAGUGUCGGCGUCAAGGGCAGCAGCAGUGAUCUCGCGAGCUCAGUCGUCACAUAUACGCCAACCACCAUUGUUAACCGCCGCACUUUCCGUACGAACCCGAACGCAAGCUACGCCUCACAAUACGACCCUGACGAUAUGGCUUCUCCGUCUGUCACGCGAUCCCUGAGACGUAGACCCUCCCUCCACCAAGACCACAGCAGCUCGCAGUAUGCAAGCACAUCCACAGCAACAGGUCCUGACUUCUCCUCUCCUAUUCGACCCUCGCAAACACCCAACCCCUUCCGUCAAGCACCCACUAUUCCCAGGACCAACAGCAAGCCUGCUGACGGCGGUUAUCUGGGGAUAAACACUCAUGCCGCGUCUCCUCUACGAAAGUCGGCAAGUGCAAACUUUAUAAAGGAUGGCGAGAGGAGUGCGAGCCGUGGGAGGGACAGUCUAGGUGGCGCCUUUGAGCGCAGGGCUAGUCCGAGCAAGCGGGAUGUCAGCCCUCUGAAGCGUAUCAGUCUUGGAAACUUGAACGCCGAGAGGGAGAGGGGAGAAAAGACUUUGGGUCAGGCGGGUAGCCUAGGAAGGAGUACUCAGUACGGUAGUCUUGGUGUGGGACGAAGGGAAAGCGGACGAUACUAA